Nerophis lumbriciformis (worm pipefish) is the source of this 2579-nucleotide messenger RNA. The record is from RefSeq and is a predicted model, not a curated record. NCBI's taxonomy places the organism in Eukaryota, Metazoa, Chordata, Actinopteri, Syngnathiformes, Syngnathidae.
GCGAGAAUAAAGCAAGAUGGCGUCUGACGGUGAAGACGUUAUUGCAGUCGUCACAGUUCAGUGUUCUUAAUCUGUGCGUCCAUGUACACAUAUAUGUCCUUUAUUACACUCUAUUAAAUAGAGUCAUAAUAACUGUUUGUAUAUUAGUCUGAGCGCACUUUGAUGCUUCUCCAGCUAGCUUAGCUUGCUAGUUAGCUUAGCUUGUUAGCUGCUAACAAAGAGAGAUGAAAACACAUCGCUAAGCAGAGAUCAAGUGUGAGUGUAAAGUGUUGUGAUUGUGUGAAAAUGUGCGAAAGAACCAUAGCAGAGUACGAGGAGGAACUUUGUCCAACAAAAGAGGAGAAGGAGCGACAACAUGAAAAACAUCAAGUUGUGUUACACACAACAGACAUCCAUCAGCUGAUUGGACACCAAGAAGAAUGUCUCCCUCAUCUGCAGGGGGACAGUUUCACUUCAGAGGAUCCACAGCCCUCACACAUGAAAGAGGAAGAGGAGGGAGAGUGUCCUGUAGGGCAGGAGGAGGAUGAUGUCAGCAAGUUUCCACUGACUGUUGUCUCUGUGAAGACUGAAGAGCAUGAAGACAAAGCACCUGAGUCCUCACAGCUUCAUCACAGUCCAAACGUUCAACAGCCCCUUCACAUCAAAGAGGAAGAGGAUGAUCCACAGCCCACCUACAUUAAAGAGGAAGAGGAGGAUCCACAGCCCACCCACAUGAAAGAGGAAGAAGAGGAUCCACACAUGAAAGAGGAAGAGGAGGGAGAGUGUGUUGAAAGGCAGGAGGAGGAUGAUGUCAGCAAGUUUCCACUGACUGUUGUCUCUGUGAAGACUGAAGAGCAUGAAGACAAAGCACCUGAGUCCUCACAGCUUCAUCACAGUCCAAACGUCCAGCGGGUGUCAGCGGGGAGUCAUGAAGAGGAGUGGCACACCAGUGUGGGACAGAAGGAGCUACAGGCCCCCUCCCACAUUAAAGAGGAGCAGCUUCAUGAUGAAGAUGAAGCUCAGUCCUUACAGCUUCAUCACAGUCAAAGUGAGGAGAACAGAGGGGCGGAGCUUGUAAGUCAACACAUCACAGAAGCUGAUGGAGAGCAUUGUGAAGAUAUCAAGUCAGAACCAGACAGCAUCUUUGCUCCACUGUCAGACAUGGACCACAUGAUGUCACACUCUUCUGAUCACAGUGACCACAUCCAAAAACCUUUGGAGAGUAAAAAUGACUCUAAAGGUGAUACGAGACAUCACACUAACAACAAACACUUUGACUGCUCUGAAUGUGGGAAAUCAUUUAGACUGAAGAGUGAUUGUACAAGACACAUGAGAACACAUACCGGAGAGAAACCUUUUAUUUGCUUCGUUUGUAAGAAGAAUUUCUCCAGAAAGGAACACAUGACCACACACAUGAGAACACAUACUGGAGAGAAACAUUUUACUUGCUCUGUUUGCAAGAAGAGUUUCUCCAGAAAGGGCGUCAUGACCAGACACAUGAGGAGGACACACACUGGAGAGAAACCUUUUGCCUGCUCAGCUUGUGCUAAAAGAUUCAACACUAAGUAUGCAAUGACCACACACAUGAGAACACACACAGGUGAGAAACCUUUUACUUGCUCUGUUUGUAAGAAGAGUUUCUCCAGAAAGGGUAUCAUGAUCAGACACAUGAGAACACACACUGGAGAGAAACCUUUUGCUUGCUCAGCUUGUGCUAAAAGAUUCAACAGUAAGAAAUACAUGAUAUUACACAUGAGAACACACACAGGUGAGAAACCUUUUACUUGCUCUGUUUGUAAGAAGAGUUUCUCCAUCAAGCAAGUCAUGACCACACACAUGAAAACACACACUGGAGAGAAACCUUUUGCUUGCUCAGCUUGUGCUAAAAGAUUCUACACUAAGAAAGAAAUGAUAUUACACAUGAGAACACACACAGGUGAGAAACCUUUUUCUUGCUCUGUUUGUAAGAAGAGUUUCUCCAGAAAGGAACGCAUGACCACACACAUGAGAACACACACUGGAGAGAAACCUUUUACUUGCUCUGUUUGUAAGAAGAGUUUCUACAGCAAGCAAAUCAUGACCACACACAUGAGAACACACAAUGGAAAGAAACCGUUUAGUUGCACUGUGUGUGAUAAAAGGUUCAGGUAUAAGUAUCAGGUCAGUAGACACAAGUGUGUAACAGUCAUGGAAGCUGCAGGGAUUUAAAAACACUUAAACAGUGAUUGUGCUAAAUGUAGUUUAAAAACACAGCAUGUUUAAUAAGAAUGUAUAUUUGAUGUUGUAUGUAGUGCUUCUCAUCUUCUAGUCUUAUAUGUUGUCCUGUACUUACUUUUUAAGUUGUGUGCAUGUAUUGAAUAUUAUAUAUAUAGCUACUAUUUUGUUAUAUUUUCUCAUCAUUGAAGAGAGGACAUCUUAUUAUUUUCAUUUUUUUUUCCCCACACAUUUUUCCAUUGCAUUUUAUUGAUGUUAUUAUCCAACUAAAGGUAUGAAUGAAUAAAAUGGUUAACAAAAUGUGGACUCUGGUAGAUUAGCAGCAUUGUUACAUCAUGGAUGUUAACUACUGCAAAACAUCAACAAAGAAGAAAAAUGCUGAAGUU